UCGUAAAAGAUCGAAACGAACGAAUUCAUUAUAUAAGUCCCAGCCAUGACAUCCUUUUUGCGCAAAACCCGAGAUAUAUCGCUCGACAUUGCAGUUUCUAGUGUUUAUGCGAUAGUCUACCUCUUUGAAUUUGGCCGUGACCAAGUAGACAAAGUAGCAGUCAUGAUGCGCUCACCACCCGGGAAACAAGACAGCCCGCCACACGCGCCACCAUUCAAAGAGCAGCUCGACCAGAAGGCAGACGAGAGUCGUGCUCGUGAGAAUGGCAGCGGGGGCGAAUCAAUCAUCGAAACUGUUGUUCAUAAGAUCUCGCAAGCCAUUCCAGCUCAAGCGCAUGUCCUUGGAGGGUCAAAUCCAGAUGGCAAGGUGGAAGACGAAGCAGAAGCCGGUCCCCCUCAUCGGCCAGAGAAUGACGUCCAGAUCGAGGAGUUUGUGAGGGAGCAGCAUCGAAGCAAGUUUGCCGGGGAGACCUUGAAUUCUUGAGUUCGUCGAAGUUUUAAGUGGAGAUACAUAGAUAAUAAGCAGUUUAAUCAGACCUAUUUCUUCCCGCUUCAACACAG
Molecule: messenger RNA, 560 nt
Organism: Trichoderma asperellum CBS 433.97
Lineage: Eukaryota; Fungi; Ascomycota; Sordariomycetes; Hypocreales; Hypocreaceae
Source: RefSeq, a predicted model, not a curated record